UGGACAACAAAGUCAACCCAUGGUCUGAUGUGGWGUAGAACGUUUGAUCCAAGAAUAUAUACGUUAUUUUCGAAGUCCGUUUGGUUAUCUACAUGUGCUUUGGAUGCAUUUAAGUGUUGAAUAUGCCAUAGAUUUUCAAGUUUGCGCGAUUUGGAUGGCCGGGUUUCAGUGUGAUUCUUCUAAAGAACUUCGUAUUCAAUUUCUUCGAUAUUUGUCACGAGACCACAGCUUGUGUACAAGACGGAAGAAAUAGUUAUCUUCAAGCUGACACAGUUUUUGUUGGACCUCAUGUCUAGUUGUUUUGUUAGCAAUAAGUUAGUGUUGGCUGACAAUGGCUAGUUUUCGACUUGCGGAUCAAGAUGACGAUGACACGUUGGAGCCCAACACUCCUGAUGUUAAACGCCCUUGUACUGAUGAAGAUCAGUACAACAAGGUCCUAAACAGGCCAUAUAUAGCGCCUAGUGUUAGCGACCAUUCUAUCCUUGAUCAUUCUUCUGGGGCUGCAGAAGACGAUGAAGCUAAGACUUCUCAUUACGAUUAUAAUUUUGAUGAAAAAGAUUACAAAAACAGACGAAAAACAUCUACAAAAUACCAUGAACCACUGCGYCGUAUUUCUACCCAUCGGAAUGAAUUUCAGCAUCAUGACAAAAAAAGUGUAAAACGACACAAGAAACUCAAGAAAGAAAAUGAACGAGAAGCCAGACUUAAGCAGCUUGUCAACCAUGAGGAAGUGAAAGCUGAGUCAAGGAAACAGUCAGGUCAUCGCCGUCAUGGAGUAACUAGUGCUCCUGUGACCAAAGAGCUGGAUCAGACUGAUGGAGGGGAAGCCCCUGAAGAAGACAACACAGAAGAUGUUGUUAAUAAUGAUACAGUUCCAUCCUUAGCUUCUAGAGAAGAUGACACCAUAGACGAAACCGAGUCCCUUCCAUCACCUAGAAAUAGAUAUAAUGACAGCAAGAACAAACCAGAAACAUUCGAACUGCAAGAAAUCAAGGUAGAAGUGCCUAUCAAAGAAAAUGUGACUAGUGCUAAACAAGUGCCGUCGCUGUCAUCGAGAGAGGAUAAAAUUGAACCACUGGAACCAUUGCCUUCUUUARCAGCACAGAAAGACGGUAUCCAGCCAGUUCAACAACAACUGAAUGAYGAUAUUAAAAUUGAUGAAGUAAAGAAUCAUAUAUCUACAAAAGACGAUUCAGGCAGACAGAAUAAACCUGAAGUUCUCCAGUCAAAAACAGUCCCUGAAAGAGGAACUCAUCCAGAGAAAGACUCUCCUACAGAAAAAACGACUGCCACAGAGAAAAGCAAAGUUUCUAGCAUAGAAGCUAUUCCAGGCAAAGCAGUGGCUGCUCAAAAAGCUGUAACCAACAAAGUCAAGGAAACAGCAGAAGAUGAAGAUGACGAGGAUGUAGGAAUACAGAUGAAACAGAUACGAAAGGAUGGGGAAUUACCAAGCGGUAAGCAAAUGAGAAAGUUUGUUCCUAAAGAUAGAGACUCGUUUAUCGAUAUAAUGCCAAAGAUCCACGAACACGACACGGAGUCAACUGACGAACCUCACAGUAUAGUGGUAAGCCGUCAGCAUGGAGUUAAUGAUAGAAGCGGCAAGGCAAUAGCUGAACAACUAGACAUUGAAUCGCAUCACAGAGAUAAAGACAGAAUUCAACCAGAUCUUCUUAGACAAGGACAUAAGCGCCAUCAUCAUCACCGUAAGCACCAUCAUCGAAAACACGAAAUAAAGCAACAUAGAACGAUUAGUGAACGAGAAGCCUUGGCAGAAAGAUCGCGAUUACGAUCUGGUCUCUUGACUCUUCAAGAAACAGAGGCAAACUAUGCUGAACUACGAAAAAGAACCGAUUCAAUUGAGGGAGAAGAAGAAGACACACUUCAAAAGAAGGAUCUCGAAGAAAUAGCCUGGCAUCGUUUUGAGGAUUUACGAGGCCUCCGACGUCGUCGGCCGCACCUUCGUAAAACAAGGCUUAAAUCUGGUACUCUGACAAGACAAAGCAGUAGUGAUACUCUGACAGCCAGUGUUCUCGAUUUUCCAGUCAAGUAUGACCACACCCCACAUGAGCCAUUCAUUGAACUUCAAGAGCUAACCCACAGAGAAGAGGGAAUGGUUUGGAGAGAGACGGCAAGAUGGAUCAAGUUCGAAGAGGAUGUCGAAGCAUCCAAUCGAUGGGGUCGGCCUCAUGUAGCUUCGCUUACCUUUCAAAGUUUAUUAGAAUUGAGAAAAGGCCUAGAGAAAGGUACUGUUCUUCUAGAUUUAGAACAGUUUGAUAUUCACAGUAUCGUGGAAACUAUUGCCGAAAACAUGGUGAUCACAGAUCAGUUGCCUCGUGAAGAGAAAGAUGCUGUUAUAGACGCCCUUUUGCUGAAACAUAGGCAUCAGUAUCAAGAAGCAACAAAUAUUCCUCGACGCUCUUCCUUUUAUAACAUGAUGCCAUUUUCUCAAAGUACCGCUAAAGAUGACGAAAAUAAAUUCCCUGAACAGCCCGAAGCUCUGAAGAAUGAAGAUGGAGUCAUUUGUCUUAAAAUCGACGAGGAUACAGCUUCAGAUUUUUCAGUAGACGAUGGAAUGAAGAGCCAGAUGCCUUUGUGUGUAUCAGACACCGAAGGAAGCCCGGCUACUAAGCGAGAGGUUACCUUCGCACCACCGAAACCCGCUGAAAAAGGAGCACGGAAGAAUGAAUCUAACGUCAAAUCCAGAAUCCCAGCUGAUGCUGAGGCCACUGCAGUUAUGGUGGGCGCAUURAAAAGUCUUCAAAACCCUGUGUUAGCAUUUGUUCGUCUUGCUAAAGGUGUCCAACUCGAGGGUUUAACUGAGGUUGAUAUUCCUUGUCGGUUUAUCUUUGUGAUGCUUGGUCCAGCAGAAAAGGAAGACACCUACUACGAGAUAGGACGAUCUAUCUCCACACUAAUGUCAGACCAGGUUUUCCAUGAUUUGGCAUACUACUCAGAAUCACGUGAAGACAUUUUACAAGCCAUCAAUGAGUUYUUAGACGAUACUAUCGUACUACCYCCUGGGGAAUGGGAUCGACAAUUACUCAUCCCUCUUCUCAUGGGACAGAGUAAAGUUAUGGCAAAACGACGAAAAGAAGCAAAACAAAUCAAUGCUAUCGCAGUUGCRGCAGCAGAAGAACAGGAUGGUCCGUUGAAACGGACUGGACGGUACUGUGGAGGGCUAAUCAGAGACAUCAAACGUCGAGCCGAGUACUAUGUCAGUGACUUUAAAGAUGGCUUAAACUUACACAGUUUAUGGGUUAUUUUAUUUCUCUACUUCGCUGUGUUCGCACCGAAUAUCGCUUUCGGUGGACUGCUUGCUGAUAAGACCGAAAAUUGGAUGGGUAUAUCUGAAGUCAUCUUUGCGACUUGCUUGUGUGGAAUUUUAUUUGGUUUAUUUGCUGGACAACCUCUUAUUAUCAUUGGUGCCACUGGUCCAGUGCUGGUUUUUGAACAAUCUAUUUACCAGUUCUGUAAAUCGUUCAAUAUCGAGUUCCUACCCUGGAGGUUUUGGAUUGGAAUGUGGGUGAUGAUAAUUCUCUUCAUUGUUGUGCUGUUCGAAGGAUGUUUUCUUGUUCGCUAUUUUACCAGGUUCACCGAGGAAGUGUUCGGGUGUCUGAUUUCUGCCAUUUUCAUUUAUGAAGCCUUGAGCUACCUUGUCGAGGUCUUCAAGGCAAAUCCACUAUCUCGUAAGUUCUCUAAUGGUACUAGAAAGGUUAAGGUAGACAGCAGCAUCUUCUCGGCCACCAAUGAACCUAAUACCGCUUUGAUGUCAGUCAUUCUUUUGUUUGGGACAUUUUGUGUUGCUUUCUACAUGCAGAAAGUACGGCACAGUCACUUCUUUGGCAAGCAGAUGCGACGACUAAUAAGUGACUUAGGGAUCAUUAUUGCUAUGGCUUCCAUGAGUUUCUUGGAUCUUACAGUAGGAAAUAGUGUUGUUGUUGACAAGGUAUCUUUUGGUAAUCCGUUUACUGUUGGUUUUCGACCAACUAAAUAUCGAGAACGUGGAUGGAUCAUCAAUCCGAUUGGACUAGUAGAAACUAUCCAUCCAGGACUACCUUUCGCUGCUAUAGUACCAGCCUUGUUCAUUGGGAUAUUGUUGUUUAUGGAAACAGAACUUACUGGAGUAUUACUCAACAAAAAAGAAAAUAAUCUACAGAAACUACCUGGUUUUAACAUCGACCUCGUUUUAAUGGGUAUAUUAUCGUUUAUCUGUGGUUUGUUUGGACUUCCUUGGAUGUGUGCGGCCACAGUCAGGUCAUUAUCGCAUUUCACUGCUUUAAGUGUGUGGAGUACGUCUCACGCUCCAGGUGAAAGACCUUUUCUUAUCGAAGUCAAAGAACAGAGGGUUACUAACAUUGCUAUUCAUGUUUUGACUGGGAUAUCGAUAAUGUUGGCACCUCUGCUUCAUCAAAUCCCAGUUUCAGUCGUGUUUGGGGUUCUAUUGUACCUGGGCGUGGCAUCGUUGUCUCAUAUCCAGUUGGUGAAUCGUAUUAUUAUGCUGUUCAUGCCUCCAAAACACCAUCCUGAUGUUCGCUAUGUCAGAAAGGUUCAUACCAGUAGAAUUUACUGGUUUACUGCUGUYCAAAUUGKCUGUUUGCUCAUUUURAUGGCUGUUAAGUUAACGAGUGUUGCUCCUGCSUUCCCGUUCUUCAUCAUCUGUCUUAUACCACUCAGAAAACUUCUUUCAAGGUUUUUUACCAAAGAAGAACUAGAAGAGCUGGAUAACGAGGARGGUGAUGAAAGUGAAGAUGAUGACCUCGAUAUGCUCAUGCAUCGUUAACACUUACAAGCCUCACAUUMAUGCUCAAAGUAACACUUACCAGCCUCAAUUUGAUGCGCAAGGGAACACCUACCAGGCUCACUUUGAUGUAUAGAGUAACACAGGCGUCACUCUUUUGUACAAAGCUGAAAAGUGCCCGAGUUUGAUACAAAAUGCAACAUUAUAUUAAUAGAGGUAGAAAAAAUAACUUAGCAAAUUAAAAUAGGUAAAAAACKUAGAAGAAUUUCACUGUUUGAAAGCAAAGAAUAUAUUUUGAAAUUGUUGGUUUAUGCUAUAAAAAGAGUUUCCAUUUAAGCGCAUCUUUUAAAUCAAGUUUACAUGCUAUUUAAGCCUAAUUUUUCAUAGUUUUAUAUAUGAAAAGUUUGCUUGCAGUUCAUAAAACAAAACGUUUUUGCAGUUCUGCUGAMGCUUGUUUCCAGUGCAAUUUGUCAAGAAGAAAUACUGGAACUUGUGGACGGAAACAAGGUGCCUCGUUAUCAUGUAAUUUUCAUAUUACCGGCAAAUGCGAAUCGAAUUCUCAAAUUGAUUAAAAUUGUACAGAUUUUGUUAUAUAGUUUCAUAAAAGACAGUGAAGAGUUUCAAAUUUGGAGUUUUCCUUGAUAAUAAUUAAACAUYAGCUGUCCAAGCAUUUGUAAAGUUCGUCGUGUGCCGUUAUGUCCGGCAGUAUACGUUUUGCAGUGCUCUGUUCUCAAUAAAGCAUUAAAAUGUCGGUAAUUCAUUUGAUACUUUUUUCUAAAGGAAARAAAAAGUCACAUUCGAUUAAUUUUUUGAAUUUUUGAAUGAAGAAUUCUAUAUCAUUAGAGGUACAAUUGUAGUUGUUCUGAUGGUUUUACUGGACUAUGCUUGUAAAUAGAUAUUUUCUCAACAAAAUGAACGCUCGACUCACAUGAUGUACGAUUUYCAUUGUUUUUUGUCGGGUAAUGAGUGCAUCAGUCAAUUGCCGGCAUUCCCGKCCCUUAAAGGCUAAUUCCCCGCCUGUUAGUGGAUUAAUGCUGGUAAAGCAUUGCUAUAAUGUGUCAAUUCCUUGUCCUGAAAACAGGAUUAUCGCCCGGUAGAUUAUCGACAAUUAGUGUYAGUCAUAGUUCUAAAGCUUCUAUAAAUUCCUGAAGAUUAUAAAAAUUAUUGUCAAACAAAUUGUUAUUGAAGUGAUAGGAUUCGUAUUUUAAAUAAAGAAAUCCAAUGAAUUAAA
Messenger RNA from Exaiptasia diaphana, 5969 nucleotides. Its product is annotated as anion exchange protein 2. The coding region runs from base 332 to 4780 and encodes 1482 amino acids. Gene Ontology annotation, biological process: bicarbonate transport; monoatomic ion homeostasis; transmembrane transport. The transcript is spliced from 15 exons. Gene Ontology annotation, molecular function: solute:inorganic anion antiporter activity; monoatomic anion transmembrane transporter activity. Gene Ontology annotation, cellular component: plasma membrane. Lineage: Eukaryota; Metazoa; Cnidaria; Anthozoa; Actiniaria; Aiptasiidae. The record is from RefSeq and is a predicted model, not a curated record.